This is a messenger RNA of Anopheles nili, 2013 nucleotides long. RefSeq names its product DNA-dependent metalloprotease SPRTN-like. The record is from RefSeq and is a predicted model, not a curated record. Gene Ontology annotation, biological process: DNA repair. The coding region runs from base 1 to 1998 and encodes 665 amino acids. NCBI's taxonomy places the organism in Eukaryota, Metazoa, Arthropoda, Insecta, Diptera, Culicidae. Gene Ontology annotation, molecular function: single-stranded DNA binding; polyubiquitin modification-dependent protein binding; metalloendopeptidase activity. Gene Ontology annotation, cellular component: nucleus. The transcript is spliced from 2 exons.
AUGGGGAAAGAUCACGAUUUAAAUUGUACCCAAAAUAUUGUACAUCCAGAAUGGGAAAUAUUAGACCCGACACCCGAUAUUUAUGCGCUUUUCCCGCUAUUCGAUCGAAAAUUUUUUCAAGAAAGAUUGUCGUGUGUCCAACUGGAGUGGAGUAAAAAAAUGUACAAUUGUGCCGGAAUUUGUUACCAACGUUCGAACCGUUUGGGUAAGAGCUGUAUUAUAAGACUUAGUGAACCGUUACUAAAACUACGGACUCGAAAGAAUUUGAUUGAAACACUCCUUCAUGAAAUGAUUCACGCGUACUGCUUUGUACUUGGAAUUCGUGAAGGAAAUGGAGGACAUGGUCCAACGUUCAAAAAAAUUAUGAAUGGAAUCAACAAAAUUGCAGGCACAAACAUAACGGUAUAUCAUACUUUUCAUGAUGAAGUAAAUCUUUACAAAACGCAUUGGUGGAAAUGUAACGGACCAUGCCAACAUAAGCCCCCUUUUUAUGGGGUAGUGAAACGUACUAGCAAUCGAAAACCAGGUACAUAUGACUUUUGGUGGCAAGAACAUCAGCGCACAUGUGGAGGUGAAUUUAUAAAGGUGAAGGAACCCUCCCCCAAAAGGAAAUUACCCAGAAGUAAAAAUAAAGAAAACGUAAUGGGGUCUCAGUCUUCUAAUCAAGAGCGCUCUCAGGAUAGCAAGAAAACUACCUCUACCAAGCAACAGAAAAAUGUGAUUUCAAACUAUUUCAACAAUUCCUCCAGUGAAAACGAAGGAACGGCAGUUUUGCCCACUGCACGUACCGUUCCGCCAAAAAAUAAAACGUAUACUCCCGCAGCCAAACCUAAUUUCGGUGGUGGUACAUUAGUAAUUCAAAAACCUCCUGCAGCAAAAGCAUCUGCCGUGACACCAAAAUCUGAAAUCCCUACAGCACCGGCUCAUUCACUCUUAAGAGGCAAUCUGCCGAACGUUAAACAGCUUAGAGAUUUAGCCAGUGACGAACAUAAUUGUCCAACACAGCCUCUGUUUUCUGGAAGGGCCUUUGUUUUAGGAUCUGGAUCCUCUGGAAACUCUGGAGAAAGAAGAAGUCGACUAUUAGACAAAUUUCCUGAUACUAGUUCACGCCCGUCGGCUUCAAAAAAACGCCGUGUGGAACAGCUACCUAGUACCAGCUCGAAUCGUGAGCUAGAAGCAGUAAUGCUUUCGGAUGACUCGGAUUACAUAUUUGACGAGAUUGAUUUGAAAGAGGUGGAAAAAACUGUUGCUAAUAUUAAAAAAGAAAGGCAGGAUGCGAUUAAGAAAGAAAUUAUUGAAUCAUCCCUCAACGAAGAGAAUGAUGAAAUAUUUUUAAUUGAUGAUGAUUUUGAUGAUGAACUAGCUGAUGAAGAGCUUUCUUCAAUCGAUGAUUCUAUUCUGGAUCGGUCAGUAAUUGAUGAUUUGUUCAAUGAUAGAGACGAUUUAAUGGAUGAUUUCAAUCGAACUAACGCGAGGAUAACGAUAGAGAAUUCCGACGAUGAAAUCGUCUCUUGUCCGAUAUGCUUGCAAAAAAUGUCCCGUGCCAAAAGCAGUGACCAUUUCGAAGUAUGCUUCGCACAAACUGAAACGAAAACCAGUGGUACUAGUGUUCAAUUAGUAGCGUCCAGCGACCUGAGCCAACCAUCUACGUCCAAAGGUACACCAGUAUCCAAGAAAAAAACUGCUGCUUCAGAUGUCGUGACGGCUCAGCAACAACUUCUGCGAAGUUGUGGCUACGGAGAAGAUGAGAUAUCAAAGGUGUUGGAGGAUACUACUUCACAGGACAUUGCUGCUCCAAACAUGGCAACACUUAAGCAAAACGUUUUACGGGAGUGUGGUUAUACGGAAACCGACAUCAUACGAGCACUUGAUGAUGGUUCGGACGACGAUGAUGUCCAGCUUGUUUCUAUAGAUGACUACUGUUCGUGUCCAAUAUGUAGUAAAGUAGUAUCUAUGAGUUCAAUCAAUCAACAUCUCGAUCAAUGCGUAACUAAAUAAAGUGAUAGAUUUAAA